Ilex paraguariensis (yerba mate) is the source of this 428-nucleotide messenger RNA. Lineage: Eukaryota; Viridiplantae; Streptophyta; Magnoliopsida; Aquifoliales; Aquifoliaceae. The record is from the annotation of a GenBank genome assembly.
UCUGCAUGUCACUAGACCUCCCUUUACCUAGCACAUAUUGUCAAGAGAACGACUCCACCACCCGGAAGAAAGACCUUGUUCACAGAGAGAUAAUCUUGCAAAAGGUUGAUGUACAAAAGGAUGCGGAAUAUGGAGAAUGGACGGUGGUCAAAUACGCAAAGAAAUAUACCGGAAAAGGUCUUGAAAACACAUCUCAAAACAAAAAACCUUCUAGAGCUUCUCAUCAACUAUCCAAUUGCCCUUGUUGGAGAAGAAACAAUGUCCACCACCCAAUAAAUUUUACCCACUGGCACAGGGCCCACAUGAAAACCAAAAUCUCAGCCUCUCAUACAAAACCAGGUGUCAAAACCACAAUCCUUGUAAUUGGGGAAGGAAAAUACACUGCCACAUUAGAACAUAUCCAAAAAUGCAAACGAAGAAUUUAUUGA